Hordeum vulgare subsp. vulgare (domesticated barley) is the source of this 1053-nucleotide messenger RNA. Its product is annotated as zinc transporter 9-like. Gene Ontology annotation, molecular function: zinc ion transmembrane transporter activity. Gene Ontology annotation, cellular component: plasma membrane. Gene Ontology annotation, biological process: zinc ion transmembrane transport. NCBI's taxonomy places the organism in Eukaryota, Viridiplantae, Streptophyta, Magnoliopsida, Poales, Poaceae. Bases 1 to 1053 code for a protein of 350 amino acids. The record is from RefSeq and is a predicted model, not a curated record. The transcript has 3 exons.
AUGGCUGCCAAUCUCAAGCUCGCCGCCUUGUGCCUCCUCCUCGUCGUCUCCUCCCUUCCUUUGCUCGCCCGCGCCGAGUGCGAGUGCGAGGCCGGCGAGGAGGAAGAGCACGAUAAGGCGGGCGCGCUAAGGCUCAAGAUCAUCGCCAUCUUCUGUAUCCUCGUGGCCAGCGCCGCGGGUUGCGCCAUCCCCACACUCGGCCGGAAGUUCCCGGCCCUGAGCCCGGAGAAGGACCUGUUCUUUGCCAUCAAGGCCUUUGCAGCGGGGGUUAUCCUCGCCACAGCCUUCGUGCAUAUCCUCCCGGAGGCCUUCGAGCGGCUCGGCUCGCCGUGCCUCGUCGACGGGCCGUGGCAGAAGUUCCCGUUCGCAGGCUUAGUCACCAUGCUCGGGGCCAUCGCCACCCUCGUUGUCGACACCAUCGCCACGGGAUACUUCCAGCGCGAGCACGCCAAGAAUUCCUCCGCGGCUAUCGGGAACCUGGACCCCGCCGACUCCGAGCAGGCACACGGUGGGCAUUCUCACGGCGUGUCGGCCAUCAUCGCGUCGUCAUCGUGUGACGACGGCGCCAAGCUCAUCCGUCACCGCGUCAUCUCGCAGGUGCUGGAGCUGGGGAUCAUAGUGCACUCGGUGAUCAUCGGCAUGUCCUUGGGUGCAUCUGAGAAUGCCGGCACGAUCAGACCACUCGUGGUCGCGCUAACUUUUCAUCAAUUCUUCGAAGGAAUAGGACUGGGAGGAUGCAUCGUUCAGGCUAGGUUUCGCCACAAGUCUUUCUUGAUGAUGACAUUCUUUUUCUCACUCACCCUGCCAAUUGGUGUUGUGAUCGGUAUUGGGAUAGCCUCUACUUACGAUGAGAAUAGCCCUAGGGCCCUAAUCGCGGAAGGGCUCUUAAGUGCUGCCGCCGCUGGAAUUCUGAUAUACAUGGCACUCGUCGACCUUCUAGCGGAAGACUUCAUGAAUCCUAGGGUGCAGAACAAUGGAAGGUUGCAGGUCAUUAUUAACAUCUCCUUGUUGGUUGGGAUAGCUCUCAUGUCAAUGCUUGCUGUAUGGGCAUGA